Messenger RNA from Urocitellus parryii (Arctic ground squirrel), 3109 nucleotides. Its product is annotated as alpha-N-acetylgalactosaminide alpha-2,6-sialyltransferase 3. Gene Ontology annotation, molecular function: alpha-N-acetylgalactosaminide alpha-2,6-sialyltransferase activity. Gene Ontology annotation, biological process: oligosaccharide metabolic process; ganglioside biosynthetic process. NCBI's taxonomy places the organism in Eukaryota, Metazoa, Chordata, Mammalia, Rodentia, Sciuridae. The record is from RefSeq and is a predicted model, not a curated record.
GCGGCGMGGGGGGCGGGGCCUGGGGCCGCGCAGCUCGCGCCGGGGUCCCCUUAUUUGGAUCUGCGGGAAUGUGGGCUGGAGUGGUCCUGCCACGGUACCAGUCUCCAGCCCGCCGUCGGGACUGCCCCUGACCCAGGCGCGCCCGCUGCUCGGUGGCAGGAGGGCCGGCGGAGCGCCAUGGCCUGCAUCCUGAAGAGAAAGUCUGUGAUUGCGGUGAGCUUCAUAGCUGCAUUCCUCUUCCUGCUGGUUGUGCGCCUUGUAAAUGAAGUGAAUUUCCCAUUGCUACUAAACUGCUUUGGACAACCUGGUACAAAAUGGAUACCGUUCUCCUACACGUACAGGCGGCCCCUUCGAACUCACUAUGGAUACCUAAAUGUGCGGACACAAGAGCCUUUGCAAUUGGACUGUGACCUUUGCGCCAUAGUGUCCAACUCAGGUCAGAUGGUUGGACAGAAGGUGGGAAGCGAGAUAGAUCGAUCUUCCUGCAUUUGGAGAAUGAACAAUGCCCCCACUAAGGGUUAUGAAGAAGAUGUUGGCCGCAUGACGAUGAUUCGAGUUGUGUCCCAUACCAGUGUUCCACUUUUGCUAAAAAAUCCUGAUUAUUUUUUUAAAGAAGCAAACACUACUAUUUAUGUUAUUUGGGGCCCUUUCCGCAAUAUGAGGAAAGAUGGCAAUGGCAUCGUUUACAACAUGCUGAAAAAGACGGUGGAUGUUUAUCCAAAUGCCCAAAUUUAUGUGACCACGGAGAAGCGCAUGAGCUACUGUGAUGGAAUUUUUAAGAAGGAAACUGGGAAAGAUAGAGUGCAGUCUGGCUCUUACCUCAGCACCGGGUGGUUUACCUUCCUUCUGGCCAUGGACGCCUGUUACGGCAUCCACGUCUACGGGAUGAUAAAUGACACCUACUGCAAGACAGAAGGUUAUAGAAAAGUCCCCUAUCAUUACUAUGAACAAGGAAGAGAUGAGUGUGAUGAAUAUUUUCUUCAUGAACAUGCCCCAUAUGGGGGACACAGGUUUAUUACUGAAAAGAAAGUGUUUGCUAAAUGGGCCAAGAAACACAGAAUAAUAUUUACACACCCAAACUGGACAGUGUCUUGAUGUUGGAUUUUCUGACCUUGCCACAUCACUUGUCCUGAUGGUGAUAUAACAAUUGUGAUGCUGGUGAUGCCAAUGACCAUGAUGGUGAUGAUAAAGAAGACAGCAAUGAUGUUCAAGUCCCUGUACAUUCUCCGAUAUGGAUGGUGACUCUGCUAGAAAUUUGAACCUGGUGGGAUUCCGUGGAGGGUGGUUGUACACAUUAUGUUAUUUCUGAAGGUUCAACACUACAUACUGCACUUUAUAAUUUAACUGGAAUUGAAAUGAAGGCCAGUGAUAUGACAACUGUGACUUAAGAAAUGGAAGAUUACCCUUCAAGAUAGCUGCCCAGAAUUCUUCAACAGUAACUUGUAAAAGUCAUGGAAUUUGACCUCCUGAAGAGAGAUUACUGAAUCUGUGGCCUCCGGAGCCUGGGCAGCUCCACCAUCUUGAAGAAUGGUUAACUGUCAAACACUGUCCCAAGAUAUGCUAUCAGGGUACAAGUAUCUUACUGCAGUUUACUAAUUAGCCUGAGGAAGGGAAGAUAUCUCUUUGAUUAUGACAUCUUCCCUCUUCCUGUGGUCCUUCCCAGAGCUGAAGCCUCAGGCCAUUACCUAAUUAGCAAUGAAGACGUCAAGGAAGUCUUACAGAUCAGGGUCACUUGACUGUCUCAACACUUAAUCUGAAAUGUACCAAGUAGCAAAUCUUGAGGAAUCUCCACUCUGACCACUUCAUGCUUACUACUCAAAACAAUAUAACUAAACAUAACAUCAGAAUUAGUGUUUAGUUAUUUUGGCUGAGUCCAAAAUAUUUGUGAAGGCUAUUUAACAUGUAAGAUACCAACUUCAACACUGUAAUAACAUAUACUGUGAAACUUUCCUAAAACGUAACCAAAGGGUUUCCUAACUCUGCUUCAACAUCCAGCAACACAAAAUUAUACGCUUUUUAAAAUCAUGAAACAGGGAAAGCAAAGCAUAUUUUUACAUCAAUUUGUAUCCUAUCAUACUUCAUAGUAUAUAUUUGUAUACUCAAAUUUCUAUUUUAUAGGCCCAAGAUGUGUCUUUCCAUACAUUACAGUAUCAUUGCCAAGUGCCAACUGUUAAACAUGGGUGAUUCCUUCCUUAUAUAACAUCUGAACAGAACUUUUGCCUUCUUGGGGUUAAUUUUCCCCAUAGUUUAUCAGUUGUUAUACCAUAAUAACAAUAAUGAUGACCUUAAUGUCCAAAGUGCUUUGUUGUUUAGAGUCCUUUCCAUAUCCUAUACCAUGUGAUGCCCGUGACCACCUCACUGAAUUAUCGCCUGCAAAUUCUGCCACCUCUUUUAGUAGUUGAUCUGUAAUUUGAUGAUUGUUCUGAUAUACACCGAAUUUCUCUACUUGCUAAUAUUUGCAUAGACUAGCAUUUAUAUAGAUUAGUAAUCAAUUGAUUUCAGUGCCAAAUACAAUAUAUUAUAUCAAGGUUAUGCAGAAAGUACCAUAAGGAUGGUCUUGGCCAUAGACUAAGACCCCUAUGAACUUAAGUACUUUUGAUUAUUUUCUUUUGUUUGUCUGUUUUUUUAAUUGCUGUAUUUAGAUGGGGAAAUAUGGGGAAUUAGGGACAAUAGAAAUGAAUGAAAGUAGAGAAAUAGUUUCCUAUUCUAGGUUUAAGAAAACUGUUCUCUGUAUUCUUGUUGCUCAUUAAAUAUUAGAGGGUUUAUUCGCUGAGACAGUAGCUAGGAGCCUAGAUACUUCCUUGCAGAAUGAUUUAAAAGACAAAAGCCAGGCUCAACUUAAAGAACCUUUAGGAGGCUGGAAGAAAUGAUGCAUUUCACCUCAGGAAGAGUUGGCAUGUAUUUACCAGUGCUAAAUAGAUGAGUUAUCAUUAAAAUAUGCUGACGUGGUAAAAGCCUCUCUCCUGCUCCUCUUCUGCCACUUGAUAACCCACAUCCAUAAAAAUACCCAAGCUCCAAUUGCAUCAUGGAAGUGAAUUGUUGUUCUUUGGUUGUUUCCCCAUAUGAUUUUCAGGUCUCUGAAUAUUAAGAUUUUUUUGAUGAAUAGAAA